Elephantulus edwardii (Cape elephant shrew) is the source of this 1074-nucleotide messenger RNA. It is a transcript of the gene HTR5A, whose product is annotated as 5-hydroxytryptamine (serotonin) receptor 5A, G protein-coupled. Gene Ontology annotation, cellular component: plasma membrane; dendrite. The coding region runs from base 1 to 1074 and encodes 357 amino acids. Gene Ontology annotation, molecular function: neurotransmitter receptor activity; G protein-coupled serotonin receptor activity. Gene Ontology annotation, biological process: G protein-coupled receptor signaling pathway, coupled to cyclic nucleotide second messenger; chemical synaptic transmission. Lineage: Eukaryota; Metazoa; Chordata; Mammalia; Macroscelidea; Macroscelididae. The record is from RefSeq and is a predicted model, not a curated record. The transcript is spliced from 2 exons.
AUGGAUUUACCUGUGAAUCUCACUUAUGUUCCCAUCUUCACCCCGUCCUCCUUGGAGAGUAACCGCAGCCUGGACACAGAGGACCUGCGCCCCAGCCCGCCUCUUCUCUCAGUCUUCCGUGUUCUAGUUCUGACUUUGCUGGGCUCUUUGGUGGCUGCGACGUUCGCUUGGAAUCUUCUGGUGCUGGCGACCAUUCUGCGUGUGCGCACCUUCCACCGCGUGCCACACAACCUGGUGGCGUCUAUGGCCAUUUCGGACGUACUGGUGGCAGCGCUGGUGAUGCCACUGAGCCUGGUGCACGAGCUCUCUGGGCGCCGCUGGCAGCUAGGCCGUAGGCUAUGCCAGCUGUGGAUCUCGUGCGAUGUGUUGUGCUGCACUGCCAGCAUCUGGAACGUGACAGCCAUCGCUCUGGACCGCUACUGGUCUAUCACACGCCACUUGGAGUACACACUGCGCGCCCGCAAGCGGGUCUCCAACAUCAUGAUCGCUCUCACUUGGGCUCUUUCUGCAGUCAUCUCCUUGGCCCCGCUGCUUUUCGGCUGGGGGGAAACGUAUUCCGAGGGCAAUGAGGAGUGCCAGGUGAGUCGCGAACCGUCCUACACCGUGUUUUCCACCGUGGGCGCCUUCUACCUGCCGCUCUGCGUGGUGCUCUUCGUGUACUGGAAGAUCUACAAAGCGGCCAAGUUCCGCGUGGGCUCCAGGAGGACCAACAGUGUCUCACCCAUGCCUGAAGCUAUCGAGGUGAAGGACUGUGCCAGACCUCCUCAGAUGGUGUUCACUGCCCGCCAUGCUACUGUCACCUUCCAGACAGAAGGGGACACGUGGAGAGAACAGAAAGAACAGAAAGCUGCCUUGAUGGUGGGCAUCCUCAUUGGGGUGUUUGUGCUCUGCUGGAUUCCCUUCUUCAUCACCGAGCUUAUCAGCCCCCUCUGCUCGUGUGACAUCCCUGCCAUCUGGAAAAGCAUUUUUCUUUGGCUUGGCUACUCCAAUUCCUUUUUUAACCCUCUGAUCUACACAGCUUUCAACAAGAACUACAACAGCGCCUUCAAGAACUUCUUUUCUAAGCAACACUGA